This is a messenger RNA of Nerophis lumbriciformis (worm pipefish), 1359 nucleotides long. The record is from RefSeq and is a predicted model, not a curated record. NCBI's taxonomy places the organism in Eukaryota, Metazoa, Chordata, Actinopteri, Syngnathiformes, Syngnathidae.
AUGGCACCGGCCGUUGGAGGUCCAGUCGGCUACACCCCACCGGAGGGCGGUUGGGGAUGGAUGGUGGUGAUCGGGGCCUUCAUCUCAAUUGGUUUCUCUUAUGCGUUUCCCAAGUCCAUCACUGUCUUCUUCAAGGAAAUUGAAGUCAUCUUCAAUGUUAGCAGCAGCCAGGUUUCCUGGAUCUCCUCUAUUAUGUUGGCAGUCACAUACGGCGGAGGUCCCAUCAGCAGCAUUUUGGUGAAUAAAUAUGGAAGUCGACCUGUCAUGAUGCUGGGAGGGUGUCUUUCCGGACUGGGCCUUGUUGCUGCCUCUUUCUGCAACUCUGUCCAAGCUCUGUAUUUUUGCAUUGGUGUAGUGGGAGGACUGGGAUUGUCCUUCAACCUAAACCCCGCCCUCACGAUGAUCGGAAAAUACUUCUACAAGAGGCGACCCAUUGCCAAUGGCAUAGCCAUGGCUGGCAGUCCAGUCUUUCUGUCCACGCUGGCGCCACUCAACACAUGGUUUUACGACCAAUUCGGCUGGAGAGGAAGCUUCCUCAUCCUGGGAGGCCUGCUGCUCAACUGCUGCGUCGCCGGUUCCCUCAUGCGGCCAAUCGGACCGAAGCCAAAACCGGUGGAGAAGACUGUGGGGAAGAGAAACUGUUCGCAGAUCAUGAACAGCUUCCUCGACCUGUCUUUGUUCAAACACCGUGGCUUUUUGCUUUACAUUUCAGGAAAUAUUAUCAUGUUUUUUGGCCUUUUUGCACCACUAGUGUUCCUGAGUAAUUUUGCAAAGAGCAAAGACAUCCCCAAAGAGAAAGCAGCUUUCCUACUAUCCGUUCUGGCCUUUGUCGACAUGGUCGCCCGGCCCGCUAUGGGUAUGGUGGCCAACACUAAAUGGGUCCGGCCCAGGAUUCAAUACUUCUUUGCUGCUUCUGUACUCUACAACGGCGUGUGUCACGUUUUUGCACCUAUGUCAGUUGACUACAAAGGAUUUGUGAUUUACUCCAUGUUCUUUGGUUUUGCUUUCGGCUGGCUGAGCUCCGUUUUGUUUGAAACCCUGAUGGACCUGGUUGGAGCCCAAAGAUUCUCCAGUGCUGUUGGCUUGGUCACCAUUAUUGAAUGUGGCCCCGUGUUGCUGGGGCCACCUUUGCUAGGGAAGUUCAAGGACAUCUACCAUGACUACAAGUACACGUACCAAGGCUGUGGGAUCCUCUUGAUCGUCUCCAGUUUCUUUCUCUUCAUGGGCAUGGGCCUCAACUACCGGUUGCUGAGGAAAGAGAAGAAAGAGGAGGAGCGCAUUGCCAGAGUAGGAGAUCAUAAACCCUACAGGGACAGUGCGGCCAAGGUCGUAGAGGCCAGGAACACAGAUACUGUUUAA